AUGGUCAAAACCACUUACGCCCUUACGCUCUUUGCGGCAGUCAGCUUGGCGGCUCCUGUUGCUCAGCUGAAUGGCCGUGCCGAGAAGCAGGAUUCAGUUGAGCACAAGAACCUCAUUGAGGAGAUUCCUAUUUUUGGACCUAUGCUUGCAGGAAAGCAGGGUGCCAAGCGCGAUGAGGCUCAGGCUCAGCAACACAACCUCAUCGACAAACUUCCGGUCCUUGGAAAGAUUCUUGGCAACCAGGAUCAGCAGAACCAGCGCCGAGAUAUCUGGACAGAUGGUGUCGGUGAUUUGCCAAUCGCUGGAGGGCAGAACUAUGGCCAGAACGCCGGUCAAAAUGAAGGUCAGAACCAUGGCCAGAAUGCCGGUCAGAACGCUGGCCAGAACCACGGUCAGAACCGUGGUCAAAAUGUCGGUCAGAAUGGCGGCAAAUUCUGGCAGCGUGACCUCGAAAGCACCCUCAGCGGCAUUCCCAUUUUCGGAGGUCUUUUCGGAAAGAACCAGGAUAAACCCUCUCACCAGCAGACCGAAUCUCCUGCCAAGCACAUCGACACCCGCCAGGCGGGUGGUUCCAGUGGUAUCUUCGGUAUCCUGACUUCUUUGACUAGCGGUGGUCCCAUUAACAAGAGCCACAAGCGCGGUGAGGAGUUAGAGCAACUGGAACAAAUGGGCGGAAUCAAUGGAGGAGCCGUUGCAUCCGGUGUCGAAGCUGAAUCUUCUGCCACGCCGAUGCGCCGCAAUGAGCUCGCCACCCUCAUGGCCAACGAGGGUCAGCAGGGCAACCAGAAGGGAGCCGGUAACGAGGCAGCCAAGGAGAGCUCCAGCUCCAGCGGCCUCCUGGGCGAAUUAAUGGGCAAGAAUGGCCUUGGUGCCCUUAAGGGCAACGCCCACCAUGGAAUCGGCAUUGGCCCAAUGCGCCGUGAGGCCAAGGAGCUUGAGGCUCGGGUAGCCCCCAUCCAGGGCUCCACACUGACCGGUGUUCUCCUCCAGGGUGGUGCUUUGGGCAAGGUUACCGGUUUCCUUUCUGGAGGUGCUAAGCCUAAUCCCGGUUCCAACUCCCCCUCUAACAUGGGCGAUGGUUCUACUUCGGGUCCUCCCGACCCUGCGUCUGGUGCUGGUCCUCACUCUGGUCCUGGCCUUGCUGCUGAGCAGCAGCAACAAGGGUCUGGUGCUGCUUCCCAGUAA
Messenger RNA from Penicillium hordei, 1185 nucleotides. RefSeq lists its product as uncharacterized. The record is from RefSeq and is a predicted model, not a curated record. The transcript has 7 exons. Bases 1 to 1185 code for a protein of 394 amino acids. Lineage: Eukaryota; Fungi; Ascomycota; Eurotiomycetes; Eurotiales; Aspergillaceae.